Staurois parvus is the source of this 501-nucleotide messenger RNA. The record is from the annotation of a GenBank genome assembly. Lineage: Eukaryota; Metazoa; Chordata; Amphibia; Anura; Ranidae.
AACUCCGAGCUCUUCAAUCUAACUUAUGGAUCCCUUGUUGCACAGCUGUGUAAGGACUACGAAAAUGAUGAAGAUGUCAAUAAGCAACUGGAGAAAAUGGGAUACAACAUAGGUGUAAGGCUGAUUGAAGAUUUCCUAGCCCGUUCAAAUGUUGGAAGAUGUCAUGACUUUCGAGAAACAGCGGAUGUUAUUGCUAAGGUGGCAUUUAAAAUGUACCUGGGUAUCACACCCACUAUCACAAACUGGAGCCCAGCGGGUGAUGAGUUCUCCCUCAUUUUGGAAAACAAUCCUCUAGUAGACUUUGUUGAACUGCCAGAUAACCAUUCCACACUUAUAUACUCCAACAUGCUGUGUGGGGUUCUGCGAGGAGCUCUAGAAAUGGUACAGAUGGCAGUUGAUGUAAAAUUUGUUCAAGACACACUAAAGGGUGACAGUGUUACAGAAAUCCGAAUGAAGUUCAUCCGAAGGAUUGAAGACAACUUACCUGCAGGAGAGGAAUGA